Messenger RNA from Selaginella moellendorffii, 1020 nucleotides. RefSeq names its product probable carboxylesterase 120. The record is from RefSeq and is a predicted model, not a curated record. The transcript has a single exon. The coding region runs from base 1 to 1020 and encodes 339 amino acids. NCBI's taxonomy places the organism in Eukaryota, Viridiplantae, Streptophyta, Lycopodiopsida, Selaginellales, Selaginellaceae. Gene Ontology annotation, molecular function: hydrolase activity.
AUGGAUGAAUCUCCUCCCGAGUCGUCGUCCCGGGUAAUCAAGCUCAAGGGGCUGUUCGGGCUUUUGAUCGACACCCAAGACGAGACAGUGAUCCGGCCCUCGACGAUGCCGUUCCCUCACCUCCAAGCCAAUCCCAACUUUGUGGAUGGCGUAGCUUCCAGGGACGUGGUCAUAAGCGACAGUCCCUCCAUCUGGGCCCGGGUGUUCCUCCCCGAGAAGGCCAGCCUCGUCCGCGAUGACAAAGCUUUCAAGAAAGUCCCAGUGAUCCUCUACUUCCACGGCGGUGCCUUUGUGAUCCUCAGCCCCGACAUCGCUUUCUACCACCAGUACUGCGAGAAGGUCGCCAGAAAGACAAAUGCGGUGGUGGUGUCGGUGGACUACAGGCUGAUCCCAGAGAAUCGUCUUCCUGCUGCCUACGACGACGCCUUCACGGCUCUGAGCUGGUUGAAGACUCAGGCCACCGCUGGAAACGAGCUCGUCGACCCGUGGCUGGCGACGUACGCGGACUUUGGCAAGAUCUUCCUUAUGGGCGACAGUGCCGGAGCCAACAUCGUCCACCAUCUUUCAGUGCGAGCUUCUUCGAGUGACUUGGAGCCGCUGGCGAUCAGAGGACAGAUUUUGGUGCAGCCGAUGACAGGGGGCCCGGACAGGCUGCGCUCGGAGGUUGUGGGUGCUAAGAACGGAUCAUUCUCCUUCCAGACCAACGACUGGUUGUGGAGACUGGCUCUUCCCAAAGGCUCCGACAUGUCUCAUCCGUAUUGCAAUCUCCCGGCGGCUGUUAUGGAGCUGGCAAAGGUUCCUCUGCCUCCGGCUCUGGUGGUGCUGGGAGGAGUAGACUGGAUGCACGAUAGGCAGUUUGAGUACGUCGCUUCGUUGAGGAAGACCAAAAAGGAGGUGGAGCUUCUCGACUAUGAGAAAGCUAAGCAUGGCUUCUUCAUCUACGAUACCGAGGAGACAGGCAAUUUCCUUCGAGCACUGGCUGGCUUCGUCACCAAGCGCUCCAGGGAGGCUAGAGCAUGA